ACAUCAUGAUUAAUGACGUCAGUGUAAAUCCGUCUCAACGGAUGUCGAAGCAGCUAACGUCAAACAACUUCAGCUACAACACGGUUCGGUGCUGUUCUUCCUAGAAUAAGCGGUAAACGCGACCCACGCAGCUUUGAUCACCGUCAACGUAGCCGAGCCAUCUGUGAGCCCAGAUCUCUGGCCAGUAUGUCCAGUGACCCUCCCCCUCCGUACCCUGGAGGUCCCAGUGCCCCCCUCAUUGAGGAAAAGAAUGGACAACCUGAAACAGUAAGAACUACUCAGCCACAAGGACAGCCCCUACUUCCCGAUUAUGGCCCUCCCCCCUAUGAAGGUCCACAGCCAGGCUUCCUACCGCCACAUGUUCCAGGAGAAGGGCCCAUGCCCAUGCCUAUGCCUCCACCAAUGCAAGGUAUGGCCUACCCACCACCUCCAGGUCACUUUGCUCAUCCAAUGCCUCCACCAAUGCAAGGUGGGCCAUACCCACCACCACCAGGUCACUUUGGUCAGCCAGUUCCGGGACAGAUGGGUCCGGGCCCCGGUCACUUUGUCCACGUGGGAAGUCACACGGCGACCGUCCUGGCUCCUCCGGGUGCAGCCACCACUGUGACGGUACUGCAGGGUGAAAUGUUCCAGACGUCGCCGGUGCAGACUGUGUGUCCGCACUGUCAGCAGGCCAUCAUCACCCGCAUCUCUCAUGAUGUCGGGCUCAUGAACACACUCUUCUGCCUCUUCUGUUUCUUUGUAGGGUGUGACCUUGGCUGCUGCUUGAUUCCCUGCCUGAUUGAUGACCUCAAGGAUGUGACACACACCUGUCCUAACUGUAAGGGCUACAUCUACACAUACAAGCGCAUCUGCUAACCACCGACAGUGUUUCGCCACAGAGCCAUGUAUGUGCACACACUCAAAACUCUCAGCUCCCCCUGCUGGUAAUGACAGCAGCCUCCACCCUUCGCCCCAUUUUUGCAUAGUGUUGUCCCCUUCUUAUAGUAAAUAAAGUUGUCUCAUAAACCCACAGGAUAAUUGCUGUAUAUACCUUCCACAUUCUUCUAAAAUGUUUAAACAAGGAUUUAAAAUGUACAAAACCUCUGAACUGACAAAGGGCGUUAAAAGAACCAUGAAAUAAAAGGCUGCAGUCGCACACAGACUGCUGUAAGCCUACAGACAUUUUUUUAUCUUAUGCAUGGAGAAGAAAAAAAAAUUGAGUUAGCCUCAUUUAGCAAAAGCUGUGAAAUUGCUUAUUUCGUUUGAAUUCUUAUGUUAAUGCUACCCAGUCUGAGUUGGUGUUUUUUUUUUUUUUGGUCUCAUCUUAAAAUAUUUCCCAACAUUUAUGUUAACUAACCCAAUUUUGUCUGUAUAUCAUAUUUUCCUCAUGUAUAUUUGUCUUGUUUCCACUGAUUUAACGAGACCCAAUUAUAAAUUUAAACGGAUAUUUAUAUUACAUGCUAUAUUUAUUUUUGUUUAGUCACUCAAUGUUCAGUGACUUGCUGCUUUUCUGUUACCAGCUCUCUGUCCAUUUUGUGUCUCGUUUUAAUAAACUUAACAUUUGCACUUUAUUUUAAACUCCACUGCUAACCCUUUUGUUGUGAAAAUGUAAUGAAAAAUAUUAUUGGGCUUUUAACUGAGUGAAUCUGACUGUAUGUGCACUAAUUGAAAACAUAUUGAAGGUGGCAGAUGUGUUUUUGUCACUGAUUUAAAAAAACAAACUGCAUGACAUCUUAGUAAAUGACUUCAUGUUGGCAGGAUGCACUUCUACAGAUUGUAGAUUCAAUAUAACCCAAAAUAGAACAUUGUAAGAAAAAAUUUGAGCAAAUUCAACAAUGGCUCAUGUUCUUUAAGACUAGGUGCAUUGCUCAGAUGCAUGUUAGAUGACAUACUUUUAAGCUUCGAUUAAGAUUAAAAAUAUUGCAAAUCAACUUCCACUGAAUUGUCUGCUGCCAGUAAAUGAUCAGUGUACCAUCACUGCAUGCCCAAUCCUUUGUUCACUAAUGCCUAUCAAGAGUUCAUCUGCUUGAUUUUUACUUUAAAAAAGUUAUUCUCCUGAUUAGCUCCCUGACUAAAUGUGCAACUGACUUUUUUUUUGACUGACAAAUCAGUGUAAAACCUUUGAGCUGAAAGAUUGCAACAAAAUGUUCUUAUUGUGAAAACUGCAUUGCUAUAAUGUCUGUGAUAAUGUACAACAAUGUAAGACAGUUUACUUAACUGUUGUACACAGGUAAUAUUUUAUCAAUAAAAGUCAUAAAGAAAUCUCUUAUCU
Poecilia latipinna (sailfin molly) is the source of this 2254-nucleotide messenger RNA. It is a transcript of the gene cdip1, whose product is annotated as cell death-inducing p53 target 1. Bases 187 to 858 code for a protein of 223 amino acids. Gene Ontology annotation, molecular function: zinc ion binding. Gene Ontology annotation, biological process: intrinsic apoptotic signaling pathway in response to DNA damage by p53 class mediator. The transcript has 6 exons. The record is from RefSeq and is a predicted model, not a curated record. Gene Ontology annotation, cellular component: cytoplasmic side of lysosomal membrane; nucleus; cytoplasmic side of late endosome membrane. Lineage: Eukaryota; Metazoa; Chordata; Actinopteri; Cyprinodontiformes; Poeciliidae.